Aphis gossypii (cotton aphid) is the source of this 1771-nucleotide messenger RNA. RefSeq names its product xaa-Pro dipeptidase (gene Dip-C). Bases 71 to 1531 code for a protein of 486 amino acids. Gene Ontology annotation, molecular function: metalloaminopeptidase activity; manganese ion binding. Lineage: Eukaryota; Metazoa; Arthropoda; Insecta; Hemiptera; Aphididae. The transcript has 12 exons. The record is from RefSeq and is a predicted model, not a curated record.
GUACUUCUGUUAUCAUAGAGUAAAAUAUACCUAGGUUUCAUUGACAGCACUAGUUCAGAAGAAUAAUACAAUGACAUGUAUCAGUCAAGAUGGAAAAUUCAGUUUGGGAGAACAUACAUUGUCAGUGCCUAUGGAACUAUAUAAACUUAAUCGAGAAAGACUUUGUAAACGUCUGUCAGAAGUUGUGGAUAAGGAUGCUUAUGUACUAUUACAAGGUGGAUCAAAUGUAUCCCAUUAUUGUACUGAUGUGGAUUAUGUAUUUAGACAGGAACCCUAUUUUCAUUGGACUUUUGGGGUCAGCGAACCCGAUUGUUACGGCCUGAUACAAGUAUCCAGCGGCGAAGCGCAUUUGUUUUUCCCGAGAGUUGAAGAGGCGCACACAGUAUGGUUGGGCAAACCGUUGUGCUUAGAUGAAUACAAAUGUCGGUAUAAGGUCAACUAUGCAUCUUACGUGGACACGCUUGCUGAAACAUUGAAUGCAUUGAAACCUUCACUGAUAUUGACUUUGUAUGGAAAAAACACUGAUAGUGACUUGACAUGCAAAGAAGCACAUUUUGAAGGAAUAGACAGGUUCAUUUUGGACAACAAAAUAUUACAUAAAAUCAUUGCUGAUUGUCGUGUUAUCAAAACUGACUAUGAAAAAGAAGUUAUGAGGUAUGCGACGAAAGUUACUUGCAAUGCUCAUAAGUCUGUGAUGGCAAAGUGUAAGCCAAACAUGUAUGAAUACCAAUGUGAAGCAAACUUCCUGCAUUACGCAUAUUAUGUCGGUGGGUGCAGGCAUGUGGGCUAUAACAACAUAUGUUGUUCAGGCCAAAACGGCGCCAUUCUACACUACGGACACGCCACCGAACCCAAUUCUAAAGAGAUCCGUGAUGGUGACAUGUGUCUGUUCGACAUGGGAGCAACGUAUAGCGGUUAUACAGCAGAUGUGACAGUUUCGUUUCCAGCUAAUGGAAAGUUUACCGAUGAUCAACGCUCAAUUUACAACGCUGUGCUUGCGGCUAGCCGUGCUGUGAUGAACGCCAUAAAACCAGGUGUUUCCUGGGUGGACAUGCACAUAUUGGCUAAUAAAGUCACUCUAAGAGGACUGCGCGAAAUCGAUUUAGUUCGUGGCGACGUUGACGAAAUGUACGAAGCCGGUCUCGCUGCAAUAUUCCAACCACACGGGCUGGGGCAUCUACUGGGAAUCGAUGUGCACGAUGUUGGUGGUUACUUGGAAGGGCACCCAGACAGACCGUUAAAGCCAGGUGUCAAGGCCCUGAGAACGGCCAGAAAUUUGGAAGUGGGCAUGGCACUCACUGUUGAGCCGGGAUGUUAUUUUAUCGAACCGCUGUUGAAACGGGCUCUUAGUGAUCCAGCAUUGUCAAAGUUUUUGAACGAAAAAGUGCUGAAACGGUUUUGGAAAUUUGGCGGCGUGCGCAUUGAAGACAACAUUUUUGUCACUGAACGUGGAAUCGAAAACUACACUCCAGUCCCAAGGACUGUUGAAGAAAUCGAAGAGUGGAUGAGUAAAAAAGAAAUGGUCGCUUAGAUCUAUGUCGUCGAAAUGAUACGUUACACUGUUUAAUUUUAUUCAUUGUUUAACAAUUAUUAUUUAUUUUAAUCUAAUAACCAAAAGUAAUAUGUUAAAAAAAAAUUAUACUUAUUUUCAGAAUUAUUGCUCAAUAUAUUUAUGUUAUAUACAGUUUAUUAUAUUAUUAUGGAUGUAUAAUAUUGUAAAAAUUACAUUUUAAUUGCUGUGAUAAACUUAAUAAAUUACUUAAAUAUGGUA